Molecule: messenger RNA, 1084 nt
Organism: Drosophila arizonae
Lineage: Eukaryota; Metazoa; Arthropoda; Insecta; Diptera; Drosophilidae
Gene: Rad51D
Product: Rad51 recombinase D
Biological process (GO): DNA strand invasion; reciprocal meiotic recombination; telomere maintenance
Cellular component (GO): replication fork; microtubule organizing center; Rad51B-Rad51C-Rad51D-XRCC2 complex
Molecular function (GO): ATP binding; ATP hydrolysis activity; four-way junction DNA binding
Source: RefSeq, a predicted model, not a curated record
CUUUGAAUUGAUAAAUCGAAAAGAAACCACCAAAUGGAAGACCACGGAGAUCUGCAGUCCUUGCUUUUGGCAACCAAAACAGGAAAGGAAAUUUCUGAAUAUCACAUUAAAUUGCUGCAAAAACAAAAUAUUCGAACGGUGGAAGAGUUCGUGCAUGCAGAAAAGCUGCACACGAGACUCGCGCUGAGCAACGAUAAAACGGAGCAAAUUAAGCGGGAGAUCUUGGAUUUGUGUGUGCGCAGGAUUAAGUUUAAAGCAAUCUAUAAAUGCGAACCCAUAACCUACUCCACAGGCAUAGAAGAAUUGGAUAACCUCUUGGAUGCGAUUGGUCAGCCUUUGCGGCCUGGUCGUGUUUGGGAGCUCGUUGGGGAAAAUGAUGUGGGAAAAACCGAACUGCUACACACGCUGGCUGUGAAUUUCGUUUGUAAACAUGAUGACAACCAACAGGUGCUGUUUGUGGACACCAAUUUGGACUUUGAUAGCGAACGUCUAGAUGAGAUCCUGCGGGAGAAGCAGCUAACUGACGAAGCUAUAGAUAACUACUUAGAUAGGAUUAGUGUGAUUAAAGCAUGCACGGCAGAAGCUUUGCUGGCAGCUCUUCAAGAACUGCUCAGAAGGCUAACAAGCUCUAAGGGAAGCUCUGAGAGUGUCUCGGACAUAAAGCUGAUCCUCAUAGAUUCCCUGACAGCUUGUUAUAUUCUAUAUCGCAGCAGCUAUGACCGGAAUAAGGGACGCAGCUUUCUAUCAGAGCUGACCGUGGUUAUACGCAAGCUAGCUGUGGAGCAUGGCAUGGCUUUUAUCAUUAGCAAUGCGACAUUUAGUUUGGAUGAAGAAUCAGCUGCAGAUGAUGAUGAGCAGGAGUUGAGCCAUAUAGGAGCUGUGAAUCCAGAGGAUUGCAACUACUUGGGGGACUACUGGAGCUCCGUUUGUACACUCAUCUUGUCGCUGGAGCUGCCAGAGGAUUCUGUACAGGAGAAUGAUCUGCGUGUGCUUAAAGUGCUUAGUAAUAGCUGUGGCAUCGGCGAGGGCAGCUGUUGGUUGCGCCUGACGGAUGCUGGCAUCAUUUGAAACCUAUUUAACGUCU